AUGACUCACGCCCACUCACACCCAAACGCAGAGUCCCAGUGGCUCGCGCAUUCGCUGUCUUUGCUUCUCGCUGCCCCUCAUAUUACCUUACCAGACGAGGGCUCUGAGGAGGCACGCCUUGGCCCGGGGCCCGUGGACGUCUUCACCAUCAGGUUCAACGAGAUGUUCAUGCCCGAGGCACGGGGCUUCGUCGGCGGACAUGCAGUCGAUCGCGAAGAGCUGAGGAAGACCCUCGUAGGCCUCCAGCGGCGAUGGAACGCCGCCGAGGGCUCGUGCGUCGGCAGCGAGGUACACCCAACACACGUCACUGAGUUCCAUCCUACGAUGGCUGCACGGAUGGAGUUCACGCCUAUGUACAUGUACCCGAGGGAGAAGGAGACCAUUAUGGCGGAAGCAAGUGGAGAGGAAGUUGGGGGGGUUGAGCGCAUUGACUGCUUGAUGCUCGAGGGUGACGAAUAUCUGUUCCGCCAGGAAGCGUAA
Molecule: messenger RNA, 480 nt
Organism: Phanerochaete carnosa HHB-10118-sp
Lineage: Eukaryota; Fungi; Basidiomycota; Agaricomycetes; Polyporales; Phanerochaetaceae
Exons: 3
Coding region: 1-480 (159 amino acids)
Source: RefSeq, a predicted model, not a curated record